AUGCAUGCCAUGUUCAAGUCGCUUUUCCAGAAGACGUCCCUUUCCAAUGCUUUACUGAAAGUACGAAAGCGCGUGUCAAGAGACUUGAUGAAAAAGGUCUGUCUGAUGUUCUGCGACCAACAACUCAUCACCGGCGCCUCAGUCCUCAUUGUAGGUUACUCGAAACACUGCGACAUUACUCAGUAUCACUUUUACAUCGCCGCCAAUCUAGGUAUGGCCUGUUUUGCAACAUUUCAAGCCUUGUUGCCUAUUUGCGGUAGCGAGCUUCAUGAUGAGCUGAGAAAGGGAUGGAGAAUGGCCUGGAUAUCUGCCAUUUUUGCCUGCGUCUUGGCCCUCAACUUCGUCAUCUACAACGACUACUUCCUUGCUACGAAACAUUUUGGCCUUUCUAUGUAUUGCGUCUGGAAGGAACUCCCAGGAUACUUUACGCCCCAACUAAUGCCAUACGUUGUUAUCGGCACUCUGUUCGACGUUUGGUCGUAUCUUAGCAUCAUCAUGUAUCUAUAUCCAACAAUCAUGGAAACGCGGCCUUUGGCAUAUUUAUACAGCAGAUGGCUUUCCUUCAUGAUGCUACCGACAUGGUUUUAUCUCCUAGUCAAAGAUAAGAAGGUAUCAAGGAAACCCGAAUUCCUCUGGCAUCUACUGGAAGCUUUCGUGGGGCUGGUAUUCGUUAUUGUUUUUACGAUUCGCGAGCUUUUUGGGUCCUUAUCCGUUGAUCUUGUACGAGUCUUUUUCUAUCUCAUUCAAAGUACAAACUCGGUGGCUUGGGCACGACGAAAGGCUGAGAUCAACGGAAGAAAAGGAUCUGAAGAUACAUGGGGCUUCGGCCAGAUCUUGCCCAUGUUACUACUGGCGCUCCCAACACUCGCAUUUAUCGAGGCUCUCGUCCAUCGCGAAGCAACAAACACCCAAGAAUUAACAGGCAGCACUACUCCAGUCCUUCCCAAUUUUAAGACGCUGUGGAAUCAAUCCUGCCAAGAUAGGAUAAAUGAGUAUGAAGACUCGAUGUAUAGCAAAGUACUAUUCAAGAUCUGGCUAUGCUUGGUGAUGCUAUCACUGCAUGUAGCUAUAGUGUUCCUUGCUUUUCGGUUACCUGAAGGUGUUCCCAUCUAG
Molecule: messenger RNA, 1113 nt
Organism: Fusarium poae
Lineage: Eukaryota; Fungi; Ascomycota; Sordariomycetes; Hypocreales; Nectriaceae
Exons: 2
Coding region: 1-1113 (370 amino acids)
Source: RefSeq, a predicted model, not a curated record